Capsaspora owczarzaki ATCC 30864 is the source of this 1551-nucleotide messenger RNA. RefSeq lists its product as hypothetical. NCBI's taxonomy places the organism in Eukaryota, Filasterea, Ministeriida, Capsasporidae. The transcript has a single exon. The coding region runs from base 92 to 1423 and encodes 443 amino acids. Gene Ontology annotation, molecular function: nucleic acid binding; zinc ion binding. The record is from RefSeq and is a predicted model, not a curated record.
AGAGUUCAGUCUUUCGCAUUCUCACACGCAACUCACACCUACAAAACCAACCCCUACACACACACACAUACACACACAUACACACAGCUCAAUGGCAGAUCAACCAGCAGAGCGUCCUCGUCUGAAGCUGCUUCCCAAGGGUGCCACAGCACAGCAGCAGGGCGAACCAGAUGGCUCGACCACGCCGACGUCGGCGGGCGCGGCGCCCAAGUCGGAUCCGUUCGGUGGCGCACGACCCCGCGAGCAGAACGUGUCGCAGGAACGCGAGGCGCGCUACCGUGAGAAGGAGGCCGAGAUUGACUAUGAGCGCAACGCAUCGAUCGACAAGGUCGCUGCGGCCAAGCAGCAGAUGCUCGCCCAGCAGCAGGAUCAGCCGCAGGAUCAGCCGCAGGGUCAACCAGCCCAGCAGCAGCAGCAGCGUGGUCUGGUGGGCGCUGCAGGCGUUCCGAUCGGCGCUGCCGCAGCAGGCUCAAUGCACUCCACACGUGGCGAGCAGCAGCAGCAGCAGCGGUACCAGGGCCAGCAUGCCGCGUCGCCUCGCCGGGGAGGCGCGUCUGGACUGUCUGACUUUUCGCAGCUGCGCAUCGCGGCGGAGGAGGCCGAGGAAGGCUUCCAGCGCGUCGAGCACGGUCGCCGUUCCCAGCACCAAGGCCAGGGCCAGACCAGUCACGGGGCCUUCCAAAAGCACCAAAGACCCCACCACCAGCAGCAGCAACAGCAGCACCAUUACGACCAGCAGUCCUCCUUCUCGCGCGACGGUGCUGCCGGGUCCCACCAGCAGCAGCACCAUCAGCAGCACCAUCAGCAGCAACAGCACCCGCGCAACCCGCCGCCAGAGACGUACGUCUGCAACCUCUGCCACGUCCCUGGUCAUUGGAUUCAAGACUGCGAGCAGGCCGUCAAGCGCAGCGCUCCUGUGGCCGCGGGAGAUGCUUCGUCAGUGCCCGCAGGUGCGUCGCGAGCAUCCCACAACCACCAACAACAACAGGCGCAGCCCCGUUCCCACUCUGCCGGCCGCCAGGCUUCGUCUCAGCAGCAGCCGCAGCAGCAGGCAGACCGUCCCCGACGGACCGCCUUCCCAGCAAGCUUUGCCGACGAUGAAGAGGCCGAUCCCUCGCUCAAGACCGCCCAGGCCGCCCCGCAACAAUCGGGCCGCAAGCCUCCGGAAACGUAUGUCUGCCACGUUUGCGAGACCCCCGGGCACUGGAUUCAAGAGUGCCCCAACCGCAGCCACAACAACCCCGCCAACCCGAACGGCACAAGCAGCUCUGGACCGCGUCCCGCACGCAGCAGCGGCACCGCCCAUAGUGGCGCGACCAACCGCGACGGCAUUCCUCCUCCCGGCUACCUGUGCAAGGUCUGCAACAUUCCUGGCCACUAUGUCGAGAGCCACCGCACCCAGCGCUCCGAAGUCUCCAACUAAGGCCCGCCCGAGUUUUGAUGUUUGAAUGUUCAGUUUGUCGUUGUUCAAGUGCUUUUUUUUGCGGCUUUUUUUCAUUGGUGCUGCUGCUGCUGUUUGUUGUUGUUUGUUGCAUUGUUUUUUUCUCCACA